CUUACAUUCUGCAUUGCUCAGCCACAAUGGUCCGCUUUAAGAACCGCUACGUGCUGGGCGAGCUGACGAUCGCCGGCUCGGACGCCCCGCCGUCGGGCCCCGGUGCAGCUGGUGUCAGCAUCGGCCCACUGGUCAAUGCGCUCAAGGACGCCGUGCAGGAGGCACACGGCGACUACGGCCUCGCGUGCGUCCUCGGCUCGUUCAACGUCAAGCAUUACAACACGGAAACCGGCCUCACCAUGAUUCGCGCGCCACGCGACUACGUCGAGAUCUUGCUCUCGUCACUAACGCUGCUUGGGACGAUUGGAAAAGCACAAUGUGCAUGGAAGACAGUCCACGUUAGCGGUACACUAAGAAAAAGUAGAGUUGCGGCAGUCGAGUAUCACCGUCGACAGCUAGCACGAAUUGCAACGGCACGACGAAAAGCAGCAAGAAUCAACCCGAACGAUUGGGCUGCGUUCGGCGCUCAAGUUCCUCUCAUUGCUGAUAGCCAACCAAAGGCAGAUACCGCCAGCCCAAUAGCUGCAUCCGAGCCAGUUUCAACCGAGCCGGCACCUAAAGGUGUUCAGUUAACUGCUAGAAAGCCACGAUGAGGGAGUCUUGUCCGUUGGCAUUCUGAUCAAAGUCCCCUCAACUGUACAAAAGCGGCCACAACAAACCAGGGGAGGGGGGACAGGCGGUCCCAUUCCAACAAUCAAUUCAAGUGUUUGUGUUUUGUUGCGAAAAAAACGUGUGUGUGUUUACUUGUUCCUAAUUGGAAGCGCUGUUGUUUUGUCA
Molecule: messenger RNA, 777 nt
Organism: Capsaspora owczarzaki ATCC 30864
Lineage: Eukaryota; Filasterea; Ministeriida; Capsasporidae
Exons: 3
Coding region: 27-593 (188 amino acids)
Biological process (GO): tRNA 5'-leader removal
Cellular component (GO): ribonuclease P complex
Source: RefSeq, a predicted model, not a curated record